UGACCACACAGACAGACAGGAGCAGAAUACCUUAUCCUUGUUUGUCAUUUAACAUUGUCCCUGAACUUAAUAAUCCGAUAAUAAUUGGCCUGAAGGUAGAUCUUGGUUCCAGGAUUUAAAUGCUGACACGUCACAAUUUUGUGUCAUCUGUACAUAAUCAGGAGCAUUUUAUAUUCAUUGCAAAAUAUAAGUCUUUGCCGAGUUAUCAGUGUCAGGGUGAUAUUAUGGAAGAUACCUAGUGAGCAACUCUGGACUUGGCAACAGAUGAUCGAUCUUUUCAGUUUUAACCUAUAAACUGUUAUGAAGGAAUCUCGUAAUUAUCAGCCUAGGGAUUCCCACCUCGAUUUGACGCGUCAAUAUUGAAACGUGUCAGUCAGCGUAUGAAGAACGUUAUACUUAGUUGAAAUCAAAGCACAUAUGAACUUUAUGCUAGUUUUGAGUUAAACACACCUGCUUGCCAGUAUAAAGGGUGUAACCAAUUUUCUGUCAAGACUUUACAAUGUCUACAAUACUUGGGAAUUGUGAGGAAUGUGGCUGUGCGUGCCGUCACUGCGGGGAUUCUGCGAAUCUCCAUCUCCAUGUGGAGAUUGAAAACUUGAAACAACGGCUCUUAGAGCGAGAACAUCAUAUCGUCAAGAUGGAGACAAACUUUCUGAAGGAGGCUGAUAAGUUUCCAAAUGGAGAAAUGGCGGCCCUCACCGAUGAACUACUCACUUGGCAGGACAAAUACUCGAGGUUGUAUGAGGCACACAAGCGAGUGCAAAAGGUGAAUCAAAAUCUGGAGGACAAGCUGCUUCGUAUAGUGGACAAGUGUGAAACAGAGAAGAACAGUCUGACAGGCGAGGUGGCGUCCCUCACCAGGCGACUUGUGGAUGAGAAGUUCAACAUUUCCAGGCUACAAGAGGAGAACGAGAGGUAUCGGAAUGACGUGAAUCUAGCGAUUCAACUGCUUCAAUGCAAGCCCUCUAACUUUGUCUCACAGAAGUAUGAUUCGCUUCCUCACGACAUGCAGCAGAAGGUAAGGAGCUACGUAAGUAGCAAGCGUCGGAUACCUGACGGUAACGGAAACAUUCAGAGCAAGACUGAGAUGAAGACCAUCAAAGUGCCCAUCCCCACCUUUCCUCCUACUGCCAUGGUCUACUCUGUGAACAAGAGUCCGUCAGGCUUGGAGAAAGAGCAACCGGAUGAGAAGCACUGCAAGCAAGGUACCCUGGAUAUUGUUUCCGCUGCUAUCAUGGCUAAGGUGCUGGAGGAGAGGGAGAAGGAGCGUGCGCAGACACGACAUUGUGAGAGUUGUACGUGUCCCAUAAUAGGUGUGACGCAACAUGUUUCAACGCAGACUAUCGCAGUGGAGACAUGUGACAAGUGUCUGAACACAGGGACGGGACAGAGUAAGGAGGAACAAGGGCUGGUGGGCCGGAGUUCGAGUCCCAUGUCGGUGCGAGGGAAAGCCCCGGACAAGCCCUGUGACUUUACAACACUUGCGGCCGAGCGCCUGGGACGGAGAGGGUGGGAAAGAGCAGAGAAGGACAGCUGUGUGCGCGAGGGUGUUCUAGUAAAUCUGGACACAAGUGAUGAGAGUGAGCCGGACAGACCGCGAGGUCCAAGGCACUGUUCUGUGCGCCUACAGGCGGGCAGCAGUAACAUCCUCCUGGACAAUGUGGUGAACUCUUCAUACACUCCUGUACUGUACAAGAGUCGCCCGGAUGCUCUAGUACACUCCCCUCGCUCUCGCUCUGGGUCUAGCAACUCGUCAACCGAAGAGAGACCUCUACGUACAGAAACGCAGAUAUAACAAUUCCGUUGUCACAUACAACAUUUUAUUGAACGUUCUGUUAAGAUGCCCUACUCACAGAGUGAGAAUCUUGUUUUUUAAUGAGCAUCAAUUUGUAAAAAAACAGGUGUUGUGAUUAGUGGGUAGUUUUUAUUUUAAAACGACUGCCAUUCAAAGGUUCAAAGUGUUCCUCUGCUAUUCAACCUAUGAGUUAUGUUUUACAAGAGCUGUUCAGCAAGUGAAGUAUAUUCAGUGUUGUCGUGAAAUAAAAUUAAGAUAUAAAUUUCAAUGCAACAUUUUUAAUUUUGAUUUAUAAAUACUAAUAAAUGUAAUCACCUUACAAAUUAAGACACUUUGUGUAGCUAAACUUUUGCAAAUUUCCUAGCAAAACCAUAACUGCCACUAUAUUUUGUACUGUUAACUUUGGGCAUCUAGUUUCUCCUUUUACAUGUCCAAUUAUAUUAAUGUAAUGUAUACAGAUGGUGGUAUCUGGGGACACCAACGAAAGUCACAAUAAUAUGUUACUCAUUUUACACUAAUGAACUCUGCAUUUCCUCCAUGACUUUCAGCUAGCUCAAGGAGCUUUAUGGUAUCGACUUUGCAAUUUUUCUUUUGGCAAAAGCAUGUGUUAACAAACUGGUUUAAGAACGGCAGAAUCAAUUAGAAAGUAAAAAUUAAAACAGUUACAAAACAUUCAGGUAUUUUGUAUUGUUUGUACACACUUUUUGCGCUUUACAUUUGUCAGCUCAGUACUUGUUUAAACUCCUUAACCAAUGAUGGUGGCAAAUUCAGUUUUAAAAUUCUGCAAAAUUAGUAUGAAAUGUUUACAAGUGAAUUAAACUUUUCUCUUUGCGGACGAAUGCGGAUUUAUCCGCUGAAGACCUUGUUUGUAGCGACUGUUUUGCAGAUACAUCUGCAAAAUCAGAGCAAAACCAUAGAAAUGUAUUUUUAUGUAAAAGUUUUAAAGUUGUAUUUAUCAGAGGUAAUUUACAUAAAUAUAAAUAAAAAAUCUUGAAAGACCUGUGUUAUUUUGUGCGUUGGCAACAUUGCAAUCUUAUGUAUUAGAAUGGCCUAUUUUGCCGUAAAACCUUCAAAAAAAUUAUUAAAUAUAAAUGUGAUAUGGAUAGAAGGCAGAUAUCAAUUAAAUUACCCAAUUAUUAUAAAUAUUGUUAAGUCAAUAGUGUAUAUGUCAGUCAGUCGGUAUCAUUUCACCAUAAAGUUUUACUGUCCUAGGCCUACCUAUAUAAUAACCAUAAUUAGUACCAAAUUGGCAAUAUAGAUAAAACAGCUUAUUUACGAAACAGCUCUUUUGUCAUUUAUACAAUAACAGAAAAUGUUCUUGAACACUAUUUGUAACAAUGACACGAUUUUGUUUGUUUAAGCCACUACUAACAAACAAUUAAACCCAAUUUUAAAUCGUAAGAUCUCUUUAGGUAUCUGUAUUUCUCUCUCCUAACCGUUUUAGUUUUUGAACAUUUACAAAUAAAAAAAUUACUUUAGAAAAUGUUUGAGGGCUGUAGAGAAGUAAUUCUUAAUUUAGUUAUUAUAUUAUUAAUUAGCUUUUUGGAUUAUUAUAGUUGUGAGAGUUAAAAAUAAUAAAUUGAUAUAGGAAGAAACCUAACAGAACAUUUUCAUUUUAUAACAACUUCUUAGUGAGUUACACAGAUUUGAAAACAACUUAUUAGAUAACAUAUUACCCAUUCAAAGAACAUUAAGUUUGUCAGAGAGAUAGCCUACAGGUUUUUAACAUAUCACUUCACCUCUAGUUUCAUCCCCACAAAGUGAAAGGAACAGAGAGGAGACCCUGACAUGUUUCACUAGCUGUAUAAAAUUUAAAAUGUACAUAGAAAAAAAUCUGAAAUUUUCUCCAUAAAAUAGGUGUGUGCCUGGCCAUUCCUGAACUCGAAUUGUUCCAACCGAAUAUUCCAGAUUCAGAACUAGUCCAGUGAGAUAGUUACAGAUCCUGGCCUACACGGUUUAUUACCUUGCUGAUUUCAUUCUGGAAUAAUACAGGGUGAAUAAAAAGUCAGAACCCUCCCUUCUAUUUUUUUAGUUUAUAUAAGGAUAUAUCCUUUGGGUAGUGGUGCUACGUGGAAAGGAAGAUUCUGAUAAUUUUGAAAAUGUUUUGUGUCCCGCAAAAUAUGGGGUUUUGAAGGCAGCUAAAGAAUUUCAAAUAUUAACCUCCCUCAAAUUACCCCUCAUUUGAAGAGUAAAAACAAACUUAAACAAUAGUAAAAACCAGAUAUCGUUAUCUCUUUGCCAUGCAAAGUAAUAGCCAGUGUUACCAGAACAAUAUUUUUAAGAUACAAAGUCAAACCAAAUGUUCAAACUGAAGCCCUCCUACUAUUUGGUAAUGAGACAAGCGUAGGAUGAGUUCCUUUCUCGUGUUUUGGGAAGUCUGAAGUGGUAUUUGGUUGCAGGCAUCAUCAAUUCUGUUUCUUAAAUCUUCAACAUUUCCUUCUGGUGUUUUGUAAAUGUUAGUGUAUAGACCAUUACAAUUUUGAUCACCUAUUAUUUUGGAUGUGAAAGAUGUAGCGAUCUCUGGUUUUCACCAUUGUUUAAAUGUGUUUAUGCUCUUCAAAAUGAGGGGUAAUUUGAGAGGGGUUUACAUUUGAAAUUUUUUAGUUUCCCCCAAAUCCUGCAUUUUUGGGGGGUUACAUAAAAUUUUAAAAAUUAUCAAAUAAAACUUCCUUUUUACAUUGCACCACCACCUAAAGGAUAUCACCUUAUAUAAAUUUUAGAAAACAAUAGAGGGGAAUCCUGUCUUUUUAUUUACUCUGUGUAGUACAUACUACUUUCUGGAACACUUUGUUAAUUAUGUUUGAGAUGUGAAAUAUUUUACUACAUAAAUACCUCAAUUGUGUCAAUAAGUGAAUUUAAAACACAAUAUCUCUUCAUAAAUGGUUUUCGUCCAUUAUAGAUAUCUACCUUAAUAUUCAAUACCUCAACAGAAAUUAAUUAAUUAGAUCCCCUACCUAAGUUUUGGACAUUAUUGGUGAUAAAAGUAAACAAUUCAAUUAAAAAUAUUUUAUUUAAAAUACUUUCCAAGUAGAAAGUAAUAUUUUUGAACUAUUGAAAAUUCAUGACUAUUUAAAGUAUCAUAUAGAAUACUAUAUCAAAAACAUGUUAUUACAUGUAGUCUAUAUCAUAACUGGAACAUUUACCAGCCUAAUCAUUAUGUGUAACAGUUCUGGAAUACUGGAAACUUUUUGGUGAUUAGUAAAUCGUUCCAACAGAAUAUGGAGUUCUGAAGAGAGAAACCGUUCAGGAAUAUUCCGGUUCUAGAAUGUUCUGAAGGAACUGUUCCAGUUCUUUAUGCACAUCUCUACAAUAAAAAUAAAAUGCAGGAGUGGUUUUUACAAGUACUUUCAAAAAGUAAAUCAAGGGAUAAGUCUUUGAAGACGUCAGUUAUUAGUCAUAAAUUGUGUUUAAUACUAUCAAUGCAAAUUGUGUAGCUAAAAGAAACUUACCAGUAACUAAACAUGGUCUCUAAAAACAUAUAAGUAAAGUAAAGCACCAGGACCUGGCAAGACGGAAGACUUCCACACUAUAUCAUUGCUGCAGUAGCUUUCUUAAUGCAGGAAAACUUUAAAAAGCAGCAAUUAUCCAUCCAGCUGUAUGUCAAAAAUACAUUUGUACAUUACAUAGAGGUCUGACUGGAUUUAUUAACAGUUAAAGGGUUAAGAGUUGCAUUGUUGACUAAUCUUUAUAUAUUCUAAAACAUUUCUCGAAGUGAAUUUUGUUUUAUGUGUUCAAAGACUAAUUUAGUGAUGCAGAGGGAAUUGUUAUAAUGGGUUUUGCAGUGGAGUAGCCUUAUUGUUUUAUGUUAUUUGCAUAAAAGAAUUGCACUUUGUUUCCAUCACAUUGUUAAUUAAAACUUUAGCUACCAAGCGGCACAGUGUCUAACAGAGGAGUGUCCUUCACAGUUCUACCACUACAACCUCCAGUAGGCAAUGUGUUACUGUAAAACCGGAACUUAAUGAAUUGGUAAGAAAUAAGGUAAAAGUGAAAAGAACACCUAUGAGAUUUGUUCGUUCCUAGAAUACUAUUGUAAAUCUAUUGUUGAAUCUUCAUAAUUUGAAUAGAAGGUGAUAAUUAUACCCACCCUGUUAAUUUUAUCAUUAGUUAUAUGAUAAACUCUAUGGCAGAGGAUCGGUAUUUGAAAAUGUUGAUUGAGUAUUGCCAUUUAGGGUUAUGUGGGUGAUUUCCAUUUUCUGUAGCCAGAUCUGUUAGUUUUCCUACACUACGCUUUAAGUAUUGUAAAAGAUUUGCCAAGAGAAACAGCCUUAAUAAUUGUUUGAAUAAGAUUAGUAAUUAUUUCUAGUUUACGAACGGUUUUAUAGUUUGGUGUGACCAGUGUCAGCACCUAUAGUACUAUCCCUCACUGAUGGCGAUGAACAGAAAACAUCUUUCAAGAUGUAAUAUCUAUCACAAAAAUGAUCACAGUUUCAGAGGUCUGACCACGAGAGCCUGGGAGAGCUUACUAACGUUAUAAAAACUCCUAACCAUAAAUUCCGUGGAAAAAUUUAAGUUUUGAUAACAAAUAACGGAAUCUAACCGCAAUCCUCAAUUAACACUCGAAUAUUAAUUCACUAUUGUUGUUUGUAGUAGGUACGUCAUGGAAAAUGAAAUAAAAAAGAAAAUUAUUGUAUUUAUUUUGUGAUGUUUAAGUAUUGAAGGUCAAAUUAAAAACACCAAUAAUUCUUAAGUCCUAACUAAACAUUUGGAAAAGAUAACAACUGUAAUCCUCAUUUUCGUAAAACUUUUGAUAAUAUUUUUUUUUUAUUUUGUAAAAAACUUUUAGUCCCAAAAAGAAGCAUUAAAAUCAAAUCAAGUAUAUUCAAUCAACUGUGUGUGCCAAAAAUGGUUUAUGUUUUGUUUUAUAACACUUUUAUUGUAAUACUUGUAUUUUUAUUUAAAUUGCUGUAGAAACAAUCCAUAGUAUGUUAUGUAAUGACUGCUGUAAUGUCACUGUUUUAAAUUUGUCACAUUUGGAAAAACAUUCAAUAUCAUUGCAAUUCUGAACAAUUAAAAAUAUGUCUGACUUCAUUUCUGUUUUUACAUUAAGUGGUUGAUCACUAAAUAUUGUACACGUAAGCUUAUUAAUUUAAGAAAUUUGAAAAAGGAAAGCAUCCCACUUGAUUCACAAAUCCUGAAGUGAACGAACCAAGCCUAUCUUUAAAUUUGUUAUUGUUAUUAAUUGUGUAUAUAUUAUUAUAAUGUUUAUUGUAACUGCAUCCACCAAUUGUGAUUUUUUUUAUAUUAACUGUUUGAGUAAUAUUAGUAGUGCUAAAAUUAAUGUCAAUGCAAUUAUAGUGUACAUUUUGUAAUCUCCCUCUGACACUUCACUGAAGGAAACAAGAGUUACAAAAAUUAAAACCCCGGAAGGAAAACUCAUCUUUUUGCAACUUGGUAAGAGAGAGAUAUCUGCUCUACCAAACUUUCACUAUUUUUCAUUCCUAAUAAUCAAACUAUAAUAACAAGAGAACAGAAUAACACAAACACAUAAACACAAUCUGUAUUUUGUGUUCUUUACACAUAAACAGAAUAGUUAUCAUUACUCAACACUGAUUCUUAUGUUUUUGGUAUUCUUCACAAUCUAGUUUCUAAUUUAAGUGGAGCAUACAUACAAAACUGUACAGCUAAGAUAGUAUAAUAGUAAAUAAUUUUGUUCCUUUUCUGUAAAUAAUGUGUUUUAUUAUUUAUUUUAGUUUAAUCAAGCUUUGUAGCUUAGUGAUAGUGGUAGACAACGAAUACGGCUGUUAUCUGUUACUAAAGCAUAUGUUAAUAUUUUACGUUUUAUUAGUUGACUUGAUUUUUUUUAAUCAUGGUAUUAUUUUGGUAUUGUAAUAGUAGCUAUGAAUUUUGUUUAUUUUAUAGAAAUCAGCCAGUAGCUCCUGUUUCAUUAAUUUUUCAAUUCAGUUAGAAUGUUACACACUCUGGUAUUUUAGUUUCACUAUUGCAUACUUCUAUUAUCCAAUGUCUUGCAUAUAAUUUUAGUCUGAUAAUAUUAGACCUAGUGUAUUACAAUGGGAUAAAAUGAGGUAUAUUUUUAAAUUACUGUGGUGCUUCAAUCAUGUCAAACUUUUUGAAUUCUUUUAGUAGGUUGUAAAUCAUGACAUUUGAAGGACUAAAGAAGGUGUUCUUUAGUUGCAAAUGUUUAAAUUUAAUACUGAUCAUUUGAUUUUGCUGUUAAACUAGAAACAACACUUCCAACAAACUAGCAUUUUAAAACCCCCUUUUGGCUAUAGACACUAAUAAAGAUAUUUUUAUACCAAUGACUUCAUAUUUUGUAAAGUAGUUCUAUUAAUUAUUAGUAGUAUGUGUGUAGCUAAUUUAAAUAAUUUAUUUUAACAAUUUUAUUGUAUCAUUCAACUGAACAUAUUUAAGGUGUAAUAUUUGACCAAAGAUUUUGCAGGGAAAAUAUGUGUUGAAUAUCAUUUCCCCAAGGUGAUUCAUUGAUUUAUAAAGCCUUAAAUUCAGCAAUAGCCUUAGGAUUUUCCUGAAAAUUACUCCAAAAGUGAAAUAAUUCCUAAUUGUUUUAUGGUGUAUUACUAACUGAAUUGAAUUGAUCCACAAGCACGUAUAAAAAACCAGUUGUAUGAUAGAUGUGGUAAAUAAAUUAAAAGUUCAAAUAUUUUUGAAUAAGAAGAUUCUAAGAUAAAUUUGGUACUUGAAUUAAAAGUAGAUGUUUGUGUCCUCUAUAUUUGCCACAUUGUUACCAUGAAACAAAAUUAUUGGAAUUGACAAUUUGUAAUAAAACAACAAAAAAAUUGCAUUUUAUCAUUUUGAUGUAAAAUAUAUUUAGUGCAGUAAAAAUUUUUGAAACAUUAAUAAACUUUAUAAAAUUGUUAUAACUCUUGUAUUAUAUUAUAGAAAAUUGUUGUGUAUAAUUUUCUGUGAUUACUAAAAUGAAAUAAAGUAUUUACAACAUAGCUUCCAUCUCGGAUGUUACCUAGCUGCAUAGGAUGAACCAAAGACUGUCUGUCUGUAGAGUAGACUUGUGAUAUUGUAAAGAGAGCUAAGCUCUUAUUGGUUCUUUCUGUUCUGACAUAUUGUACAAUCAAAUAUAUUUCCAAGUACUUUC
This is a messenger RNA of Homalodisca vitripennis (glassy-winged sharpshooter), 8861 nucleotides long. RefSeq lists its product as uncharacterized. The transcript has 7 exons. Bases 500 to 1795 code for a protein of 431 amino acids. The record is from RefSeq and is a predicted model, not a curated record. Lineage: Eukaryota; Metazoa; Arthropoda; Insecta; Hemiptera; Cicadellidae.